Molecule: messenger RNA, 555 nt
Organism: Peronospora matthiolae
Lineage: Eukaryota; Oomycota; Peronosporomycetes; Peronosporales; Peronosporaceae
Source: the annotation of a GenBank genome assembly
AUGGGCUCGGGCGUGGUGCUGGGGCUCUGUAUCCUCUUCAAGGUGUUCGACAAGGACCUUGUGAACCUCCUGCUGACGUUGUACUUUGCGCUCAUCGACGCCUAUGUCCUCAUUGAUGCGUUCAUUCCAUCCACUGGUGCUCUCGCUACUGUUCAAAGGCAGCUGCAGGACGUACACGCGCAACUUGAACGUGCCGUCCUACGCGGCCUGGUCUUUGGCACGGACAUGGUCACGGUUGCCACGUCGGUCGAUGCGCUGAUCAAACUGAUCUUCCCACGUGAGUUUGCUACUGAUACGGAGAAGCAGAAGAACUCGAUCUUGGGCCUCGGAGACAUUGUGAUUCCCGGUAUCUUUGUGGUAAUGCUGCUGCGAUACGACGCCCAUCGCGCGAACCUUGUGCCGGCGUUUUUGGGCUCAGCGCUGAUUACUGCGUUCGUUCGUGGCGAGUCGAAGGAGCUGCUUGAGUAUUCGGAGGAGGAAGAAGAGGAGGAGAAGAGCGACAGUGUGAAGGACAAGGACGAUGACGACCAAGAGGAGACUAAAAAGUCCAAGUAG